AAUUAAUCGUGAUUGUCAGGACAUCUGUGUCUUAGCUUAAAUUUGUUUUUAAUCUCAACUCAAUUGAUUCUCUACAUGAUUUAUUCUUCCUAUAUAAGAAGAAACAUGAUUGCAGUAAUUUGCAUCAAAAUAGAGCUGAGAAAGUCAUUUGAGAUGGGCAUUCCAAAGGAUUAUAAUGUGGAGGUUGUCAAAAGAGAAGUUGUAAUCCCUGCUACUGUAAUCCAAGAGCAUGUUCUUCCAUUUAGUAAUAUAGAUCUCACAAUUCCUCCUGGUUGUUUUCAUGUCUUUUUCUGUUAUGACAAGCCCUUUCAAACCAGUUUUGCAUCUGUUCUGUCAACUCAGAAAAGUUCUCUGUCCAGAGCUUUUGUGUCUUUCCCUGCUCUUGCUGGAAGAUUGGUCAGCCAUGGUAAUGGGGACUUACAGAUGGUCUGCAAUGGAAAAGGGGGUGAAUUUUCAGAAGCUUAUGCUGACACUUGUAUUGCCCAAGUGGAGUUUUACAAUCCCAUUGCAGCCAUUGAAGGAAAGCUUGUUCCUCUGCUUGUAAAGGAUUCUGAAGGAAAUAGCUCACCAGUUUUUGCUGUUCAGGUAACAGAGUUUAGUUGUGGUGGCAUAGUUGUGAGCUGUAUAUUUGAUCACAGAAUUGCAGAUUCAUUCUCUGCCAACUUGUUUCUCACAUGUUGGGCCAAUAUUUCUAGAAAUGAGUCAAUUGGCUCCAUAACUCCAAGCUUUACACGCUCUAUUUUUAUUCCUAAAGAUCCUUCAAAUUAUAAUUCCAAAAUAAAAAAUGUAUAUACAAAGGUCCAAUCUUUCCCACAACCCAACAUACAAAUUCCUCAGCCUGCCAUAACAAGUAGAAUCUAUUAUCUCAGUGCCAAGGAUAUAGAAAAGCUCCAACAAAAUGCAAACCAGAAUGGAAACAAAUAUACCAAAUUAGAGGCCUUUUCAGCUUAUCUUUGGAAAAUGUUAAUUCAAGGCCAAGAUAUUGAGAACACAAUAUGUUGUAAUAUGGGCAUUACUGUAGACGGGCGUUAUCGUCUAACAAAAAUGGGAAUGCCUAGUAACUACUUUGGAAAUGUUAUAUCAUUGCCUUUUGCUAGGGCUAGAGCUGAGGAUAUCAAGAAGGAGCCACUUUCUUGGAGUGCAAAGGUAAUUCAUGAUGCAAUAUAUAGUGCAGCAAAUGAGGAGCAUUUUCAAAGCUUAGUGGAUUUUGUUGAGAUAUCAAAACCAUCAUUAGUUCUUCCAAAGAUAUGUGGAUUCAUAGAUGAACCAUCCAUUGUAGUGUCUUCUGGCUUACGCUUUCCAUUGUAUAAGGUUGAUUAUGGAUGGGGGAAACCUUGUUUGGCAAGCUACUAUUUACCUUUUGUUCCAGGUUAUGUGAUGCCAACCCCUAGUCCUUAUGGAGAUGGUAGUUGGCUCAUAUACAUGAACCUUCUAGUGGACCAGUUAAAUGCUAUUGAGUCCCAUCCUGAUUUUAUUCUACAUCUAAUCUCACAAAAUAUUUAUGGUGGUCAGAAAAGCCUACAAUUUCAACCAUUCAAAGGAUUUUAAUGGUUGUGCAAUUGAGAAAGAAGUUGACAUCCUUAUUAAUGGUUUCAAUGUUUUUCAGUGGAGCUGUACUAGAAGGGAAGGAAAUUGCGUUGUUGAUUUUUUUGGCUAAAUCAACAUCUGUUUGGAUUACUAUCAAGUUUGAUAGUAGAGGUGAUAAGGAUUGCCCUAUAUGGGAUUUAAAUAGUACCUUUGAGGAUAUUGUGCAUAUUGACUGCAAUGCCUCUUUGGAUUAUUGAUUCAUGCAAAGGUGCUUCUUGUGGAAGUUAUGGCUCUCGGAGUGUCUUUCCUGCAAUCUUUGUUAUUCCUUUUGUUAAUUGGUGUUUCUUUUGAUUAUAAGGGCAAAAAAUACUUAUGAUACCCACACCAUAACCUUCAAGGUCACAAAAGU
Molecule: messenger RNA, 1936 nt
Organism: Cryptomeria japonica (Japanese cedar)
Lineage: Eukaryota; Viridiplantae; Streptophyta; Pinopsida; Cupressales; Cupressaceae
Product: coniferyl alcohol acyltransferase-like
Exons: 2
Coding region: 76-1548 (490 amino acids)
Molecular function (GO): acyltransferase activity, transferring groups other than amino-acyl groups
Source: RefSeq, a predicted model, not a curated record